Molecule: messenger RNA, 2555 nt
Organism: Bemisia tabaci
Lineage: Eukaryota; Metazoa; Arthropoda; Insecta; Hemiptera; Aleyrodidae
Source: RefSeq, a predicted model, not a curated record
CGGCCCUCCCUCCCGAAUUUGUGUUGGAGCUGUUGUGCCUCAUCGACCGUUAUCCGGUUACAUCGUAUCGUUAUCCUGAUUAUUUUGUGUCCGAAUAUUAAAGUUUCUCAACUUCCGAAGACCAAAUUUUGGCCAGAAUCUAGCCAUCUAGGAGCACACUGGCGCGCCUUAUUUCAGCUGUGCGAUGUGUCGAGUUUGGAGCCUCAUUUUGAUGAUAUGCAUCGUCUAUCAAAUCAACCAAACGGGUGCACCGCAUACUCAUACCAACGGAGGCUCUAGUGAAAUAUCACAUCAUGGACAGGAAGGACAGCCAAGCAAGCCCACAACCUCAACUUCAAGACAUCCAGAUCUUGGGAGGCCAGGAGGAGAGCCAUCAAGAGAAACCACAAAGCACUCAUCGAAACCAAGGAAAAAGCCAACGACGGAACACUCGACGAUGCCACAAAAAAAGCAUCAUGAGAAGUUUGAAAAUGAACCCAUGAGAGAUCCCUCUAACACUGUAGUCAGGUUGGGUGUAUUCCGUCCAGAAAAAGGUAAGAAGAAGAUAACGGAGGAGGAGUGCAAACUGCAUUGUGAGACCCAUUUUGGUCGGAUCAUUUCAAAUGAAGAGAGAAUCGACAUCGCAAUUCCCAAGUUGAUAAAUAGUGAUACAGUAUGUCGCUGUGAGCUGAAUAUUGAGCGCCUGGAGCCAAUACUGAAGGAUGAAAAACAGUACGCCAAGGAUAAAAAACAUAGAAAGGCGAAUUUCUCGAACUUCAUCGAUGCUGUUGAUAAAAACCGGUACGGGAAAUUCUGCGCUGCGAAACACUGGUUGUCUACAGUUGGGAAGAUGAAAGUUGAAAUUGGGUACGAAUCGGACGCCAAAGAUCAAAAGCCGUUGACUCGUCACCAAAACCCCAACCAAACACCGGAUCGAACUCUUGGAUCAGAUUCAUCAACGGUAAACACCCGAACUCAUCAUCAGGAUGCUAACCGAACACCGAAUCGAGACUUUGUACCACCGGGAGAUUCGAGAAAAACUUUUGGGGAAGUUCUUUUGGGGACGUUUCAGUCGACAGGGGAAGCUUUCACGGAGAGGAGCUGUGCAAAUCGUUGCUUACACACGUUCGGGCAACUUUUUGAGGAGGAUUCUCAGUCAUGGAAACCCAUCACUGAAAAGAGGUUGUCUCGGGAUGGGGAGAUCUGCGAUUGUUUAUUGUACAAAGAUAUGGUUUGGAAAGGCUGCUCUUAUCUUAGGAAGAAGAUAAAGAUCGACUGCAAUGAAGUGAUCCAGGCAUUUUUAAACUUCGACUUCUGUGAAGGGAAACUUCAUGCUCAGAAGAAUCACUUCGACAUUGUUCUUGGAUAUGAAUACAACGCCGUACCACAUGAACGCGAGAAAAAUAUAAUACACCCCUUAGAAGAGGUUCCACUUGAUGACAAGCCCGAAGAGGCAUCUGCUAAACAUGUAAACGGGGAUAAAAACAUCGUCUUCACGAUUCCUGAAAAAGAGGCUCGGGUUUCAUUAUUCACGGACGAAAGCUGCACGAAGAAAUGCAACACCUUGUUCGGUUACGUUAUUUUGUUUCCGGGAGAAGAAAAAACUACUUUCACCGAAGGGCGGUUGUCAGGCGAUCGGAGAAAAUGUCAAUGCUUUUUGAAUGCCUCUGCUUUUGAAAAACGACUCGUGGAGAUUAAAAAAGAAAAUAAAGAAGAAGAUAAACAGGAAGCUACAAAAGAAGAUAGAAAGGCUUUUAACAAGUUUUUACAGGAAUGUACUUUUAACGAAGGAUACAAGUGGGCGGUGAAAUAUUUUACAAGACGUCCGGAGCUCAAAGUAACCGUCGAAAUUGGAUCGGCAAUUGAUAAAUCAGACCGUCAUGAAAUACUUGAAGAGAAGAAAAAGUUCGACGAGGCCUACGCAAAAAAGUUGAUUGACGGCAAGCUUAAAAUGGCAACCUUCACACGAAGCCUAUUCACGGGUAAACUUACUUUGAAGAGAUGUUCCAGCAUGUGCAAUAGUAAGUUUGGUUUCAUCCGCGCUCCGAGGUUCCCUUUCACGAAGCCUGAAUUGUCAAAAGACCCAUUGAGUUGUGAAUGCUGGUUUAACACUGAAGAAAUCAAGGAACACUUGAUAGAUCAAGCCGUCAGUUGGUCAUCCUUCGUUGCACACCUCGAGAAGGGAUACGAGAGCGCUGUUAAAUAUUUAGCAGAUUAUGAACCUGUGAGGGAAGAAGAGGAAGAUAAGACUCCAUUCUGGGAGGUAUUGGAUAUGCCUGAAGAGGCCAAGAAACACAGAAAGUCUGAUGAAAACAAUAAUCUUAACGAACACCAGAAACCUGAUGAAAACAAUGAACCUAAUGAACACGAUAAACCUAAACAUGGUGCACAGAAACCGACGGUGAAGAACUGGCCAAAUUUACAUAUCGAUGUCGUGGACGAAAAAGGCCGACCAAAAUUAAAAGGCUCAAACAGCUCCCGAAAAGUAAAAGCUCCCAGAAAGCAGACCCGGAUUUACCUUUUCAGCGCUCCUAGGCCAAUCUGACAAUCACGCCCCUCGCAGAACGGACGACCAC